Ostertagia ostertagi is the source of this 1332-nucleotide messenger RNA. NCBI's taxonomy places the organism in Eukaryota, Metazoa, Nematoda, Chromadorea, Rhabditida, Trichostrongylidae. The record is from the annotation of a GenBank genome assembly.
AUGUUCGCCCCGCUCCGCCCCCUGUUCCUGGCCCUGCUGGCCGCUCCCCUGCUCGCGCUCGCGGCACCGCCCGAAGCCGCCACCGAGCACGUCAAGGCCCGCCUGGUGUCCGGCCAUGCCGCCGUGGCGCCCGGUCAGAAGUUCACGGUCGCGCUGGAGCAGAACAUCAAGUCGCACUGGCACACCUACUGGCUCAACCCCGGCGACUCCGGCCAGGCCACCACCAUCGACUGGACCGGCACCCAGGCCGGCCCCAUUCAGUGGCCGACACCGUCCGUGCAGGCCAUCGGCCCCAUCGUCAACUACGGCUACGAGGGCCGUCCGGCGCUGCUGAUGGACCUGACCGGUGCCGGCGGAUGCCAAGCCGGGCAGCCGCUUCCAGCCGACCGCCGAGGUGCGCUGGCUGGUCUGCAAGGACGUCUGCAUCCCCGAGCAGGUGUCGAUGGGCCUGGACCUGCCCGUGGCCGCCGAAGCCAAGCCGGGCGCCGAUGCAGCCCAGAUCGAGGAAUGGCGUGCCGCCAUCCCCAAGCCCGCGCCCGUCACUACGCUCGCGUGGCGCGUCGGGAAGGUCUCGGCGGCAUGCCCCUGCUCAACCGAAGUACCGCCAUGCAAAUCCGUUCCGUCGCCCUUGCCGCCCUGCUUGCCACGGCCUUCGCCGCCCAUGCCGACACCGUCGCGCUGUGGGACUUCAACAGCUACUCGUGCAGCAGCGCCUGCUCGACGCCGCCGAAGGCCACGCAGACCGCCAACGGCGGCUCGCUGAGCACCGUGGGCGGCGUGACGUUCACCUCCGCAGCCGGCUCCGGCACCGGCAGCGCGUUCAACACCACCACCUACGCGGCCCAGGGCACGGGCGACCUGACGCGCGGCAUCCAGUUCCUGAUCGACACGACCGGCUACACCGACCUCGUGCUGACCUUUGCCCAGCGCAACAGCAACACCGCCUCGGCCUGGACGAUGCUGCAGUACACGGUGGACGGCAGCACCUGGCAGAACGCCACCACCUUCCUGAUGCCCGCCGCGUCGGCCACGACCUUCGUCAACGGCCUGACCUACGACUUCUCCGCCAUCACCGCGGCGAACAACAACGCCGAUUUCGGCAUCCGCUUCCUGGGCACCUUCGUGCCGGGCACGAGCAGCUACGUCGCGACGGCCGCCGGCCAGACCUACGCCACGGGCGGCACGAUCCGCUACGACAACGUGCUGCUCAGCGGCACCGCGAUCCCCGACGUCCCCGUCGACCCCGCCCCCAUCCCCGAGCCGCAGACCUACGCGCUGAUGCUCGCCGGCCUCGCUGCCGUCGGCCUGCUGGCCCGCCGCCGCGCUCGCUGA